AUGAGUAUUUGUUCUCAAUUUGAAGUAUCAGAAGAUAAUAAUCACAGUGUUAUUCAUACAGGAUUUCAAAAUAUUGGUGGAUUUCAAAAUGUUAUAAGAGCUAUAGAUAGAACUCAUUUUAAUUUAACUGAGACAUCAACAUAA
Messenger RNA from Funneliformis geosporum, 144 nucleotides. The record is from the annotation of a GenBank genome assembly. NCBI's taxonomy places the organism in Eukaryota, Fungi, Glomeromycota, Glomeromycetes, Glomerales, Glomeraceae.